Talaromyces rugulosus is the source of this 2469-nucleotide messenger RNA. RefSeq lists its product as uncharacterized. Bases 1 to 2469 code for a protein of 822 amino acids. NCBI's taxonomy places the organism in Eukaryota, Fungi, Ascomycota, Eurotiomycetes, Eurotiales, Trichocomaceae. Gene Ontology annotation, molecular function: oxidoreductase activity, acting on paired donors, with incorporation or reduction of molecular oxygen; monooxygenase activity; heme binding. The transcript is spliced from 6 exons. The record is from RefSeq and is a predicted model, not a curated record.
AUGUCCGCCACAAUUGAAAACAAGACCGAACUUAAAGUGGUGCUCGGCGCCAUGCUUCUGGGCAAAGAAGGCGCUGGCCCAGCUCGCGUGCACGACCUAGGCGACUGUUCUACUAUGCUGGAUGUGUUCCAGAAGCACGGACAUGCAGAGGUCGACACUGCGCGCGUGUACGGCUUCGGCUCCUCUGAGUUGUACCUGGGCCAGUUGAAAUGGCAGGACAGAGGCAUCAUCAUGGGCACGAAGCUUAAUGCUCGCGGGACGUACUCGCACAAGAAAGAUAGCGUCAAGCCUGGGCUUCUGGAGAGCUUGAAGGCAUUACAGACGGACAAGGUUGACCUGUGGUAUCUUCAUGCUCCUGAUCACAGCACACCGUAUUACGAAACUCUGAAGGCAGUCAAUGAGUUAUACAAAGAAGGGUACUUCAAACGAUUCGGAAUUAGCAACUACACAGCCUGGGAGGUGGCACAAAUCUACGAGUUGUGCGAGCGACACGGUUGGAAGAAGCCAGACGUGUAUCAGGGCGUGUACCACGCAUUGCACCGUGCCGUUGAACCAGAGCUCUUCCCAUGCUUGCGACACUACGGAAUCGCGUUCUACGAGUUCAGCCCCCUAGCUGGUGGCAUGCUCACAGAUCGGUACCAGCGCCACACUACCGAGCAUGAGGCUGGAAGUCGUUUUGAUCCUAAUAGUAUGAAGGGUGCAAAUUACUUCCGCCGCCAGUACUGGAAUGAUGCAUAUUUCGACGCGCUCGAUGUGAUCAGACCAGUAGCCAAGAAGCUGGGAAUGACGACCGCCGAGGCGGCUUCUAGGUGGGCAAGCCAUCACAGUUUCAUGAAGAAGGAACACGGCGAUGCCGUUAUUACAGGCGCAAGUAGUGCGGCACAGCUGGAAGAAAACCUAGCAAAUCUAGAAAAAGGUCCGUUGCCAGAGGAGAUGGUGAAGGCGUUUGACGAUGCUUGGGAAAUUGUGAAGGGAGUUUGUGGACCAUACUUUCACUUGCUAGCAUAUAUGUCCUACAGCCCUCGGGUUGACAAAAAAUCACCAGCAUUCACACCAGAUACCGUCCCGUUUAUUGGAUCAUGGAGGUUCUUUACCCAGAAACUGCCUUUUUGGAGGAACUCCAUGGCAAUUUCGAAAACUGGAAAUUUUAGUUUCUGGCUGGGUAAAAACCACGUCGUCGGGGUGUCCGGCGAGGCCUCUCGCAAGAUGUACCUGGACAGCCGUAGCCUGCACCUCAUCAAGGGAAUCACACUCAUAGGACAUGGCCCGGACUUUAUUGAUGGACGAUCAACGGUAAUUCACGAUAUUUGGAAAGCGGCGUAUACAAACGACCGCACGUAUGCUACGAGACGUCUACUCGACCUACAAAAGUCGGAACAGCUCGUGAAGCGUCUUCCCCGCGUAACCAGAGACGCCCGCACUACCUUUGAGUCAAUGGCCUCGAGGUCCACUGGAAUCAUGAACCCGGCAAAGGCUUGCUACCGUCUUGUUGUGCUGCAGGGCUCCCGUCUAAUAUGUAGCGAUGAGAUCGCGGAUGAUACUCAGCAGCUGAAUCGCCUUGUGGGCUAUGUAUCGACCCUGCAAUCUACUAGCAGUCUCCACCUUCUUGCCUUCCCAUGGCUUUCAUACUUUAGUGUAUCUUACUGGAAGCGUCGUUGGGGGCGUAAUGGCAUUACUCAGCUGGUCAAGCCUAUUGUCAACAGGCGUAUGAAGAAGGGCGCCCCUCGCGUGGAUGAUUCUUUGCAGCUUCUUAUCGAUAGUGGUGAUAGCAAGGACUAUAUUACCAACUUCUUGAUCAGCAUGUUAUUCAUCGUGGCGGCCAACGCCGGUGUUCUCUCCGGUGCUAUGCUAAAUAUCGUGGCUCAUCAUCCAAAAUGGCAGGAAAAGAUAUACGACGAGAUCAAGGCUGUCGCUGCGGCGCAUUCGAAAAACAAAAAUGCCCCCUUGGUCGAUCAACUCGAUUCAAUUCCGCUCGGUGCCUGGGAGACAUCGUUUCCGUCAAUUGAUCUCUGCUACAAAGAGGCCAUUCGUAUGUGGGUUGCUUUCCCCAUGGGUCGAUUCAACGAUACGAAAACCGCAAUUCCUAUCCCCGGAACAAAUGAAGUUAUCCCGCCCGGGAGCUUCGCGUGUUACAAUACUCUCGAUGUGCAUUACAACGAGGAGCUAUAUCCGGACCCUAUGACGUGGGAACCUGAGCGCUUCCUCGAGGGACGCGAGGAGUAUAAGAAAGAGGCAUAUGGAUACAUGGGUUGGGGCGCAGGCCGUCACCCUUGUACCGGCAUGCGUUGGGCGAAGCUGCAGCAGAACAUCAUCCUGGCCUAUGCACUGGCGUUGUACAAAUGGAGUGGCUGUGACGAGCAUGGUGACUCAAACCCACACUUUGUCCAACCAACAACGGCCCUGAACGAGCUUGCGCCUAGUCUGCCUCAGGGUCUUUGGUGCAAGUAUGUUCCUAGGGAGAAGGUUUAA